This is a messenger RNA of Amaranthus tricolor (Joseph's coat), 1949 nucleotides long. RefSeq names its product squamosa promoter-binding-like protein 17. Lineage: Eukaryota; Viridiplantae; Streptophyta; Magnoliopsida; Caryophyllales; Amaranthaceae. The transcript has 4 exons. Bases 229 to 1326 code for a protein of 365 amino acids. Gene Ontology annotation, molecular function: DNA binding. Gene Ontology annotation, cellular component: nucleus. The record is from RefSeq and is a predicted model, not a curated record.
UAGGUCCGAUAAAUUUUGAAUUGGUUAUGGUAUCAUACCUCCAACUCCAAGUGAGACAUUUCUCGAUAAGGUUUUAAUAUUCAAAACCCAUAAUUAGUACUGUUUUCACUUCCAUAUACUCCAUAAUUCCCCCUUUUUUUCUCUAUCUAGAAAAGAACUCAUUCAUUAAUCUUACCAAAUAGGUAUCUGUAAUAUGAUGAUGAAUUGGGUCUAAACCCAAAGAUAAUAAUGGAAAAAAGUUCCAAAUAUCAGACUGUUGUUGAAGGGUCACUAAAUAACUCUUCUUUAUCAUCUGAUUCUUUGAAUGGUCUGAAAUUUGGGCAGAAAAUAUACUUUGAAGAUGUGGGUGGAAGUUCUUCAGGAAAAUCUUCUUCUUCAACAUCAUCUAAGAAGGGAGGUAAAGGGGUUGUACAAAGUGGGCAACCACCAAGGUGUCAAGUUGAAGGGUGUAAGGUAGAUCUUAGUGAUGCUAAACCUUAUUAUUCAAGGCAUAAGGUUUGUGCCAUGCACUCUAAAUCCCCUAAUGUCAUUGUUAAUGGUCUUGAACAGAGGUUUUGCCAGCAGUGUAGCAGAUUUCAUCAACUUCCUGAGUUUGACCAAGGGAAACGAAGCUGUCGCAGACGCCUUGCUGGUCAUAAUGAGCGUCGCAGAAAGCCACCACCUGGAUCUUUGUUAUCAUCACGCUUGGGACGGCUCUCUUCAACCCUAUAUGGUGAUAAUGCCAGCAGAAGUGGUGGAUUUGUAUUGGACUUCUCUGCGUAUUCAAGGCAUCCUGAACGGGAUCUGUGGCUGGGUUCUGAGACCUCUGAGCAGGUAUCUGGAAAUCAGUCCAGGUCCAUUAUCUGGCCAGGCAACUCUGAGGAACCUCCCUCAAAGGUGUUUCUGCAAGGUUCAGCUAGUGGUUCUAGCUUUUCUUUUCCGUCUGGAGAAUGCGUCACAGGGGUCUCUUCUGACUCAAGCUGUGCUCUCUCUCUUCUGUCAAAUCAAACUUGGAGCUCCGGAAAUCGUUCAUCAGGCACUGGACUAGGUAACUCGAUGAACAUUGAUGGAGCUGCCGUCACCCAGUAUACUACACCUCAUUGUGUUACAGUUGCGCACUUGCCAAACAACAGUUCAUCGUGGGGUUUUAAGGGCGAUAAUGAUCCCAAUUGUGGCUUACAUGCUUUGCCGUCGGGUCAUCUUGGGCUCGGACAGUUCUCCCCGCAACCUUUUAGCGGACAAUUUCAUGGUGAUCUUCUGAUGGAACAAGUCCCACAAUACAUGGGUAUGGACCAUUCUAGAGUCUACGACUCGGCCUCAUCAAACCAUGUCAAUUGGUCACUUUGACAGCUCUAUUCGCUGCUCCGCACUGAACAAGAGCAUGUUGCUGGUUUCUUCUCAGGCGUUUCAUCGUAACUGCGAAUGUUCUUCUGAAUUCUGAACUCGCUCGUUUCAUUUUCUCGGUUUGUAACGGUCGGAUAUUGUCUUGUAACUAUUAGCUGCGCCGAUGUCGUUAAACUUGUUUGGGGACUAAAAUAAUAAUUUGCCCCGCUUGUCGUAUUUUCUGUUUCCCCGAAAGGAUCGACUACUGGUUGUGUAUUGUGUUUCGGUUUGAAUCUGAACCUUUUCUGUUAGCAUUUCACUUUCCCUGUUUCUGAAAUAUCUAUUGUUGUUUGUAAAUCAUAUGAACUGCACUGCAUUCAUUUAAAAUGAUCAUUAAGGAAUCGACGGCACCAUUAAAUCUAAAACAUACUCGGUGUUGUUUUUGGUUCAUGAUCAUGGGAUGUGAUAAGGUUUUUGCUAAGCAGGUUGUUACAAACCUACCGCUCACCUUCUCUUUUAUAUGAACUUGGGAUCGAAAAUACACUUGGUAUGCCAAUAUCAUUUAUAUCAUAAACACUACUUAUUCCUUCUCGUUUAUUAAAGUACUAAAGGCCUAUUUACUAAGACAUACGCUCAAUAUGCCAAUA